Messenger RNA from Camelina sativa (false flax), 1305 nucleotides. The record is from RefSeq and is a predicted model, not a curated record. Lineage: Eukaryota; Viridiplantae; Streptophyta; Magnoliopsida; Brassicales; Brassicaceae.
AUGGAUUACUCAGAGACUUUCAGUCCUGUAAUUAAGUCAACCACUGUUCGAAUGGUCCUUGAAGUCGCCGUGAAGAAAAAUUGGCAGAUUCAUCAAGUCGACAUCAACAAUGCUUUCCUCCAAGGCACACUGAAGGAAGAGGUUUACAUUACACAACCGUCGGGGUUUGUUGAUAAAGAUCGGCUACACUAUGUUUGUCGACUCAAUAAAGCGCUGUAUGGUCUUAAACAGGCGACUCGCGCGUGGUACCAGGAACUCAAAACGUUUCUCUUACAAGCCGGUUUUCGCAACUCCCUUGCUGAUACGUCCUUGUUUAUCUAUCACAAAGGCUCCGACUUCAUAUAUGUUUUGGUGUAUGUUGAUGAUAUUAUCAUUGCCGGUGCUCCAUCAUUGGUACAAGCAUUCAAUCUCGCGCUUGCAAAUCGUUUCUCUCUCAAGGACCUUGGUCCAUUGAGCUACUUCUUGGGUAUUGAAGCAACCAGAUCAUCAAAAGGCUUGCACUUAAUGCAACGCAAAUAUAUUACUGAUCUUCUCAUCAAAACUCGGAUGCUUGAUGCCAAGCCGGUCACCACGCCUAUGGUUUCAUCACCCAAGCUUACUCUUGAGUCAGGUACAACACUCACCGAUGCUAAGGAAUAUCGAGCAGUGAUAGGCAGUCUACAAUAUUUGUCUUUCACUAGACCUGACAUUGCCUUUGCUAUGAACAAGUUGUCUCAAUUCAUGCAUCAACCGACUGACAAACAUUGGCAAGCUGCAAAGCAUAUUUUGAGAUAUCUUGCUGGUACGAAGACUCAUGGCAUAUUCCUCCGGGCUGAUGUUCCACUUACGGUUGAUGCGUUUUCUGAUGUAGAUUGGGGCUGUGAUAAGACUACUUACACUUCUACCAAUGCGUACAUCAUUUAUUUUGGUGGGAGUCCUGUUUCCUGGUCGUCCAAGAAACAACGGAGCGUCUCUCGUUCUUCUACGGAGGCUGAAUACAGAGCGGUGGCGAAUGCGGCAUCGGAGCUCCGAUGGAUCUGUUCAUUGUUGACUGAGCUCGGCGUUCCGUUACCGGUAGCUCUUGUCCUCUACUGUGACAACAUAGGCGCCACGUAUCUCUGUGCUAAUCCUGUUUUCCACUCUAAGAUGAAACAUGUUGCCCUUGAUUACCACUUUGUGCGUGAGUUCAUACAGUCUGGUGUGUUACGUGUUACCCACAUCUCGAGCAAGGAUCAACUCGCAGACUCUCUUACUAAACCGCCACCACGUCCGCAGUUUGAAGAUCACAUUUACAAGAUUCUAGUUCGACCACUCCCUCCAUCUUGA